GUCACGGCCGGGGCCGAUGGGCGGAGCCACCGGCGCCGGAAGAGCGCGGCAGCUGGACAGGUCCGAGGAGAGGCGGCCGAUUGGGCUCAGCUGGGCCGAGCGGUCGCUCGCGGGGCCCACGGCACGAUCUGGUGGGCGAGAAUGGGCAGCAGCUCGCUGUCCGAGGACUACCGCCUGUGCCUGGAGCGUGAGCUGCGGCGUGGCCGCGCGGGCGUGUGCGGGGACCCAUCGCUGCGCGCGGUGCUGUGGCAGAUCCUGGUGGAAGACUUCGACCUGCACGGGGCGCUGCAGGACGACGCGCUGGCGCUGCUCACCGAUGGUCUGUGGGGCCGCGCUGACCUGGCCCCAGCGCUGCGUGGCUUGGCCCGCGCCUUCGAGCUACUGGAGCUGGCUGCUGUGCACCUGUACCUGCUGCCCUGGAGGAAAGAGUUCUCCACCAUUAAGACCUUUUCAGGGGGCUACGUGCAUGUGCUCAAGGGCGCUCUCUCAGAGGACCUCCUCCUCCAGAGCUUCCAGAAGAUGGGCUACGUGCCCAGGGACAACCACCGCCUCAUGAUGGCUGCCCUGCCCCCUGCCUGCCAGCUGCUGCAAGUGGCCCUGGGCUGCUUUGCCCUCCGGCUGGAGUGUGAAAUCCUGGGUGAGGUGCUCGCGCGUCUGGGCACCAGCGUGCUGCCGGCUGAGGAGCUGCUGCAGGCCCGGCGGGCCAGUGCAGACGUGGCCUCCUGUGUGGCCUGGCUCCAGCAGCGGCUGGCCCGGGAAGAGGAGCCGCCGCCUCUGCCCCCCCGGGGCUCCCCAACUGUCUACCGGACCCCUCUGGACCUCUACCGGGACCUGCAGGAGGAUGAGGGCUCGGAGGAAGCCAGCCUGUAUGGGGGGGCCUCCCCAGGCCCUGACUCCCCGCCCCCCGAGCUGGCCUGUGGCCCUGCACUCUGGGAGCAGAGCGCCAAACUGUGGGGGGCUGGAGGCGGGGCCUGGGAGCCCCUGGGGGAGGCUGAGGUGCUGCGGCAGGCCAGCAGCCCACCCUAUGGGGCCUUGGAGGAGGAGCUGGAGCCCGAGCCUGAGGCCUUCUCCUUUCUCUCCCUGCGGCGAGAGCUGCUGAGUCAGCCUGGAGACAUGGCUGUCCCCCAAACCCCAGGGAGCCCCAGGCAGGCCAGCCCCCAGUCCCCUGGCUACCAGGUGCAUAGCUGCCUAGCUCCUGGGGCCCUGCCCGGCCUCUGCUGUGACACAUGUCGCCAGCUGCAUGCGUCCCACUGUGCUGCCCUGCCCACCUGCCGUCCAGGCCAUGCACUCCGCCCACUGCUCAGUGACACCCAGCGGCGCCUAUGGCUGCGGCGUGCACAGGUGGACACCCUGCUCUAUGAUGGACCCGGGGCCCAACCUUAAGCCCAGCCAGGCCCUGCAUCAAGGGCCUCCCAGAGACUGUUUCUGUGGUGCUUCUCUGGGCCUCAUCACUCUUCAGGCCUAAGCCCCCGGCCACCCUGCCCCUUGGGGACUCCUGAGCACAGCAAGGUGGGGAAUCAGGCUUCGCAAGGCAGGAGGUGGGGUCCUGCCUUCCAUGAGAAGCUCUUGCCUUGGCCUGGCCUGCUCCCUACCCCUGCGCCCAACAUCCAGGCCUGUGUCCAAAUGUGCUCCGUGGGGGAGUCUCACCGCCCAGCCUAGAGCCAAUGAGGGCCCCUCCUCCUCUUCCCCUCUCCUUCCCCGCCCCACUGUAGGGCCAGCACUCAGCCUGUAGCCCUUGACCUGAUCCCUACCGCUGUCCCUCAGAACACGGCUUCCCGUGUCCAGGGGAGAUUCUCCUCACAGGGGUGUCCUUGGCCAUGGAGCACCACUGUGGCCAGUCUGGGGUCUCUGCCGGGCCACGGCUGACCUAGCCCCUGGCCUGGUGGUGUCCUAAGCCAGUGCUGAACCAGCUGCGGCCUGGCUUGAGACGGGCUGCACCGGGCAGUUUGGUCCACAUGUGGGGGAAGAAAUGGUCUGAUCUCAGUGAGAAGGCUCCCCAAAAGCCCAGAGCACGGGCAGCGGGGGAAGGAGGCAGCUAGUGGAGCCGGCCAGGCUACAUCACUCCCCUCGCAGGGGCAGUCAGGUCCACCGCCCAUGAGCCACCUGCUGCUGCCUUUCUGCCCCACAGGCUCCAGAAGGCAGGGCGGGAGGCACGGGGGCUUCUCCCGAGAAUGCUCCCUGUGUCUGGGGUAAAGACGUGGCCAGGCUCUCCAGCAGCCACCUGCUGAGGCAGACUCUCAAGGCCAAGACAGGCGGGCAGAGCCCCUUCCCCUGGGAACUGUUUAGCCACAGGACGAGAGGGGAGAGGGGAAAGGUGUGGCGCUCGGCCCCCCCUGCUUGUCCGCCUCCCUUUCCCCCCAGCACUCACAGGAG
Messenger RNA from Enhydra lutris kenyoni (northern sea otter), 2373 nucleotides. RefSeq names its product spermatogenesis associated 2 like. Gene Ontology annotation, cellular component: cytoplasm. The record is from RefSeq and is a predicted model, not a curated record. NCBI's taxonomy places the organism in Eukaryota, Metazoa, Chordata, Mammalia, Carnivora, Mustelidae.